Chrysoperla carnea is the source of this 1233-nucleotide messenger RNA. RefSeq names its product RING finger protein 121. The record is from RefSeq and is a predicted model, not a curated record. Bases 177 to 1139 code for a protein of 320 amino acids. Gene Ontology annotation, molecular function: metal ion binding; ubiquitin protein ligase activity. The transcript has 7 exons. Lineage: Eukaryota; Metazoa; Arthropoda; Insecta; Neuroptera; Chrysopidae. Gene Ontology annotation, cellular component: Golgi membrane; endoplasmic reticulum membrane.
GUCAAUCCUGAAUGAUAAAUAUUCUUGUAUUUAUCCUGUAAUUGUUUAAAUUGUACAAAUUUUAUAAUUUAGAUAUGUUUUUAUAAAAAUUAAAAACUUUUGCCCAAUGUCUCAUUGUUUUAUGAAUAUUUGCAAACAAUACUAUAAACAAAAUUGUAAAUAAGUCAUUUUCAGUUAUGGAUUUUAAAAAUGAUAUUCAUAAAGCAGUCGAUUUAAAUAAGUCCUUUGAUGAACUGACGGAUGAGGAAAAAUGGAGGUUGGAACAUCAGAAAUUACAUGAACAACAUAAAGGGCAUGAUGCGAUGCAUGCAGAGAUGGUCCUUAUACUUUUUGUAACAUUAAUUGUUGCUCAAAUAUUAUUAGUACAAUGGAAACAAUGGCAUUAUCGAUCUUAUUCGUUGAUGACAAUGUUAGGAAUGUGGGUGAUUCCAUUAGUAAUUUGCUUGCGAAAUUACUGGUGGCGAUUUAUAUUUAUUUGGUUGUUAUUUUCGUGUAUAACUGGAUUAAUUGUAAGGAAAGCUAUGCAAAAACCGUUAAACGGUGUCACACCAAGACUGGUAUAUAAAUGGUUUUAUUUCUUAUAUAAACUAAGUUACGCACUUGGUUUAAUUGGUUAUGUGAUAAUAACUACAGCUUUCUUUGGUCUCAGUUUAGUUUUUAAUACUCCGCCACAGAUAUGGAUGGAUGUAGGAAUUUUAUUUGUAUUUUAUGGACUAUAUUAUGGUGUAUUAGGACGAGAUAUCGCUGAAAUAUGUGCAGAUAAAAUGGCGUCACAUAUAGGGUACUAUACUCCUCAGGGAAUGCCAACUCGAAACUUAGAUCCUAGUGUGUGUGCAGUAUGCGGUAAUAAAUUAUUAGUUAGUGAAAAUGAAGAAGGUAUUAUUGAAAAUACCUAUAAAUUAUCAUGUAAUCAUGUGUUUCACGAAUUUUGUAUACGCGGAUGGUGUAUAGUAGGUAAAAAAGAAACGUGUCCCUAUUGUAAGGAAAAAGUUGAUUUAAAGAAAAUGUUUUGUAAUCCUUGGGAAAAACCUCAUAUGUUGUAUGGACAGCUUUUGGAUUGGAUACGAUGGCUGCUAGCAUGGCAACCAUUAAUAUUAUUUUUAGUACAAGGAAUCAAUUGGGUGUUAGGACUUGAGUGAUAUAGUAUUAUGCAUUGUAAUAACAAAAAUUUGUUCCAAAAGUCAUUAAUUCUAAGUUAUUCGUUUUUAUCAAUAAAAUUUUUUUGUUAUUUUU